This is a messenger RNA of Penicillium digitatum Pd1, 2310 nucleotides long. RefSeq lists its product as uncharacterized. The record is from RefSeq and is a predicted model, not a curated record. NCBI's taxonomy places the organism in Eukaryota, Fungi, Ascomycota, Eurotiomycetes, Eurotiales, Aspergillaceae.
AUGGCGAAGUUCAAUGACGACAGUCAUCAACACGUCGAUUGCACAGAAAUCCUAAGCCCACAACCUUUUGCCCCUACAGGCAAAGGCUUCCUCGUGUCCACCCUCGAGUCCAGCAACGAGUCCGCCGAAAAUGCCCGUAUGUCCUCCACUCAAGAUUAUGAAUCCAACUCUUCCCCCUCCUCCAACCGCCAUUCAACAAGCGACGUAUUCGGCCGUGAAAUGGACGAUGACCUAAACCAACUAAAAUCCAGAGCAUCGAGUCGCUCAUCACUAUCCUCAAUUCCAGCCUCCGUCCUCAUCUAUCCAGUCGACAGGAUGAAGCAAAUGCCAAGUAUGGACAUCCACGAAAAGAGAGCCGACUACAGAACAAAAGAGUCUGAAGCUAGCUUCAGCGAUUUUAACACCGUUCCUGCUAUUGUCUGCACUAUCCGCCAGCGCGAAGCUGCCUUCCGAAAGCCGAGUUCCGUAAGAGCGAUGCAGAUGCAUACAGAAGACGAAGCCGACGACGACGAUUAUCUAACCCCCUCGCGCCGACGACAACGCCUCCACUCAGGGUCAUCUGGCCCCUCACCACUGAGACGAUUACAAUAUCACUUGCCCAAUACAUCGAAACAGCCCAAGACCAGACAGGAGGCGCCGCUAGUAUUGCUGCACUGCACCCUGCUUCCGCCGUCCAUCCCAGUACCUGGGGCAUCGGACCCCAGAAACCAGGGGAUCCUGGAGGACGAGCUACCGGCAGAAUACUGGAAGCGCUGGCUACGACUCAAAGACCGGGUUGGAUCGGGCGUGCUUCGCGAUCGCGGAGUGUUGAUCUCACACCCGGAGGAUCUAUACGAUAUUCUAGAGGAGCGACUGUUAGAGAGUCUCGAGCUGCAACGACCGCGCCUGCAGAAUGGGCACUUUGUGGGUCGGGAGGACAACACCUCUGGCUCUGGCUCUGAAGGGGAUUUCUCGGAUAUUGAAGAAAGCGAGACCGACGGCGAGCAGGGCGAUGAGUGUCCCGACUGUGGAACACAUGUACGACACGGAGAUAGUAACCGCAAAUGGGAGAUUCGGGUAUUUGCCGCGAACGGACUAAUGCGUUCUGGGGCGUGGGCUGCUGCGUGGCGAGAUAUGGAAAAGGUUGAUGUCGAGGUCGGGCUUUGGUUGCCUUCUGAUGUGCGCUUUGGCCUGGAGAGAAGGCUCGCGGAGGAGCAGAUGGCGGUCGUAGAGCAUGCUCAGACUCAGACUCCGCAGAUGCAGAUGCAAAUGCAGAUGUCGUCCCUGAUUAACAGUGUGCAUCAGGUCCCACCGGAGAUUCUGCAGUCGCCUAGGCAGAGCCAUGCUCGCAUUAUCAGUGGUAUGGGGUCUUUUCAGGCUGAUGGGAUGAUGUCCAGACAGGGUUUCCUUGAAGCUGGAACUCGUCUUGACCAUGCGCCUGAGUUUAGACGGGGAAAAAAGGAACGUGAGGUUGCUCUUUCGACUCUCUCUGUCAAUUCUAUUCGUGUUCUGGCGGCUGAUAGGCGCAACAUUGCCCUGCUUUUUCUCAGUAUCCUUGUGGCUUUCCUGGCUAUAGGUUCUUUUUCUCAGCAGUUCCCGGAUGUACCGAGCUUCAGCGUGGUUCCAUCUUUGGUUUCUUCUGCUUAUUCUGCGAGCUUGGGCAGUGCGGGCGAUAUAUUGGCCAUGAGCUCAGCUGACUCCAUGCCGACUAAGUCUGUGGGUGGACGUGAGAGGGAGGUGAUUCCAAUGUCUGAGAUAGUAAAGCCUGCUUCUCUGGCUGUUGACUCCCCUGAUUUUCAUGCUCAGCCUACAAUCUUGCUAGAGCCCACCGAAACUACAGCGCCACACCAGCUGCUGGAGAAUUCUCAGGCCCAACUAGAAGAGGCAGCAGAUUCUUCUUCUUCUACUUCUUCUUCUGCCGUUGGGACCUCAGAGCCCCCUCCUUCCACUGACUCUGUUAAGUCUUCCAUUCUGUCGGAUGUGUUUGUAGAGACUACACUCCCUCAGUCUGAGGAAAGCGCACUGAUUUCUCUGGGAAACACUGUGGAAACCCCUGCUGCGUCUACAGGGCCCUUCCCUUCUUCAACAAACUCUGAUGAAUCUUUUGUUCUGCCAGACAUGCCUGCAGAAAAUGACAUGCCCCAGCAUGAGAGCGAAGCAGAAUUUUCUUUGAAUAAUAGUGUUGAGCCUCUCGCUAUAUCUGCAGAGCCUUCUCCUUUCAUUGGCUCUAUCGAGUCUCCCAUUCUGUUGGAUGUGGCUACGGAGACUGCAGAUCCUUAUACUCAAGGCGAAGAAGAACAGCAAAGCGAAGAAGAUGAACAAAUUAUAUGA